AUGCUCGAUACACAAAUUCUUAAAUUGGCUCCCCAAGAUAGAGUAGGGAUCCAUGUUAGAAAUUUGACAGUUAGAGUGGGGUCUCCCAACUCUAAGGACAUUGAAAAAUCAACUAGUCCCAAACAAGCUAUUCUAGAUGACGUUUCUUUCGAUCUAGAAAGCGGCCAAAUUAUGGCGAUUAUGGGUGGUUCCGGGAGCGGAAAGACCACCUUACUUAAUACCUUAUCACAACGAGUCAACGUUACCAACAAGGCCCUCCAUUUUGAGGGAACUAUCGACUAUACACGCAUACAGAAAGAUGGGCAAACGGAAGAAGUCGAUUGGCUGAGAAAAAUCAAGAGUGCAUAUCUUCUUCAAACAGACAUAUUCUUACCGGGAUUAACGGUGUUCGAGACGCUUCAAACACAGGCUGAUUUGAGGUUACCACCUUACUCGACGAGUGCCGAAAAGCUCGCGCUCGUGGAGUCCCUCUUGGAAGUCUUGGAGCUUACUCCCAUUAGAAACGAAGUCAUCUCCUCAUUUUCGACCCAUACAAGCACCCUUUCUGGCGGUGAACAAAGAAGAGUCUCGAUGGCUAUUCAAUUGUUGUCCAAGCCUUCGGUAUUGUUCUUGGAUGAGCCCACCACGGGACUUGAUACCUCUUCCUCCUUGAAGUUGUUAAAGGUGUUGAAAAAGUUGGCUUCUCCUGAGUACGGCAUAACCGUGGUGCUUUCCAUCCACCAACCAAGGCCCGAGAUCACCAUGCUUUUUGAUAAGUUCUGUCUCUUGACUCGUGGUGGAAGACUUGUCUACUACGGGAACUUGGUGGACACAGGAAAAUAUUUCAAUAGCUUGAAGUUUCUCACUUUCUGCUCAGAUAUCAAAUCUCCAUCUUCCUUUAUCGAGUACAUUCUAGAGUUAUCUAUCAAAGACACGUCAUCAGCUGAACAAGAGAAGUCUUCCAAUGAUAGAAUUAAUCGGUUGGUUGAACAAUGGAAAAUCCAAACCAACCACCAGCCCACAGCAUUAACUACCAAAGAAACAAAGAAAAGGUUCCAGAAGACAUUAGCGUUAUUUGACCGUCCAAAGGAGGACCGUAUUUCAUUUUUCACGGAGGUCAAGGUACUUACAAAGAGAACAUUUAAGCUUACUUACAGAGACACAUACUCGCUUUUGGUGCUUAACCUUGGUGCUGCCAUGUUGGCAGUAAUCCUUGGAUGGAUGUUCUAUAAGCCUAAGCACGAUUUGGCAGGAGUCAGAUCACUCAACUCCACAUUAUACGUAAUGUUGGAAGUGGUAGGGUUCAGUCCCUUGUUUUAUGAAAUGGAACGUUUAUGGGCAACUGACGGAAUAUUCUUCUAUCGGGAGUAUGGCGAGAAAUACGUCAGUGUCCCCGGGUUUAUCAUUUCUAGACGGCUUGCAAAGCUCUUUUUGGAAGACUUGCCUGUUCCAGUAUUAUUUUCAUGCAUUACUUUCUUCAUGUGGGGUCACAGGACUGAAAAUAGUGAAGGAGAAAGAGACCUUAGCUAUUUUGGAAUCUAUGUGACCAUCACCAUUCUCACCAAUUUUAUUGGGAUGGCGUCCGCAUUAUUGAUGUUUGCCGUUUCGAAAGACUUUUCGAUAUCGACGUUUGCGAUGAACGUCUUUUAUCAGUUCGAGAACUUAUCCAGUGGCUACUUUGUUAAUGCUUCAUCCAUGCCUGUUUAUGUCCGUUGGACAAAGUAUCUCAGUUUCUUCUGGUACGGGUUCGGAGCUUUGACUGCGAAUCAGUUUACUGGGUGGAUGGGUGACUGUCCCUAUGAUUAUGAUGAUGCAAGAUGCAUUGAGUAUUCUGGUGCCUUUAAUUUGAAGACGUUGGGAUUCCCUGAUGGAUGGGUGGGUGAGCCAAUUGGCAUAAUGGUUUGUUGGUGGAUAGGAUUUUUGGUCUUAGCAGGCUUAGCCUUGCGUUUCAUGAAGUUUGAAGUCUCGAUAGGUAAAAUCAAGAAGAAUAGAGUUGGUGGAGAAGGAACUCCCGAAGAAGCUGAAUCUGGCGAAAAACUCGAAGAUUCAGACGCUUCUGAUCUCGAAUUGUCUUCCACCAAUACUAAUAUCGACAUAAACAUAUCUUCGCUCACAUUGACUGUUUUGCUAGGAGGAAUCGGAUCCAAGAGCACACAAAAGACUCUUUUGAAUGACGUGAGUGCCACUUUUUUGGCAAACGGAGUAAAUGCUAUCAUGGGACCUUCUGGAAGUGGAAAAACUACCUUGCUUAAUUUCUUGUCUAAUAGACUUCCAGGAUCUUCUACAUUCAACAACAGUGGGGCAAUUCUCCUCAACAAGACCCAGCAAAUAGACACCAAAGACCUUGCAAAAAUAUCCGGUUAUGUUACGCAGCACGAUACAUCGUUGAUUGCAAAUUUGACGGUUAGAGAAACGUUGUACUUCCAAGCAAAAUUGCGUUUACCCCGCGAAGAGCAUGCCAAUAUCCCUAAGAUGGUGGCUGCUUUGAUUAGACAAAUGAGUUUGGUUGAUUGUGCUGACACGCUUAUCGGAUGUGAGUUUAUCAAGGGAAUUAGUGGAGGUGAGAAAAGAAGAGUUUCCAUUGCUAUUCAAUUACUCAGUAAGCCCAAGAUUCUCUUUCUCGACGAGCCAACCUCCGGUCUUGAUUCCAUCAAUUCGGUGAAGAUUUUGAGUCUUUUAUCUAAUUUGGCUAGAACCAACAAGACUACAAUUAUCUUAACUAUCCACCAGCCUCACCAAGAGCUGUUUUACAGCUUUGGGUCAUUGCUUCAAUUGGCCAGGGGCGGUAAUGUGGUGUACAACGGCGACACCAAAAGAGUUCCUGGGUACUUGAAGGAAAUUGGAUAUGAGGUUCCAAAUAAUAUCAAUAUCGCUGACUACUUUUUGGAUUUGAUUUCCAAUAGACUCGACGAGGAAAAUGCUGUCACUCAAGCCAGAGUCGGCCAUCUUGUUGGCGAAUGGAAAACUCGAAGAGAAAACUCGGUUGAAAUGAGUACUGGAAAUGGAUCAGUCAUUGAUAUCCAGGAAUAUGCGUUCCAAAGAAUGCCUCUCAGUAUAACUCUUCCCACCAUCAUCAGACGCCAGAUGUUGAACCUUGUAAGAUCCAAGGAUGUGAUUUUUUCUAGAGCAGGCCAGACUCUUUUCCUCAGUGUUGCUAACACUUUGUUCUUCACUCCCUUGACCAACAAGAAGGAAGGAAUAGACAACCGCUUGGGUUUGAUCCAAGAAACCCUAUUGCUUUAUUUUGUGGGUUUGGUGAACAAUAUUACUCUUUAUCCAAUCGAAAGGGACAUUUUCUACCAAGAAUACAAAGAUGGAAUUUACGGAGUGUUUGAGUUUAGUGGUUCAUACUUGUUCAACGAGUUGCCCACCGAAAUUGUUCCUAGUUUGAUUUACAGUGCAUUGAAUGUUUUCGCCAUAGGGUUGCCCCGGACCCCAGGUAUGUUUUUCGGAAUGUUUUCCACGGCAUUUGUCUGUAUUUCCUGUGGUGAGUCAAUGGGAAUCAUGGUGAACAGUUGUUUCAACCAUGUGGGAAUUGCUGCCAACAUUUUGACCAAUGCCAUCAUUGUUGCCAUUUUCAUGGCCGGAACCAUGUCCAUUCAUAUGCCAGCUUUAUUCAAGGGCAUCAAUUAUAUCAGUCCUUUGAAAUAUGGAGUUGGAAUUUGUGCAAAGCUCGGUUUUGCUGGCCAAAAUUUCUCCUGUGGGUUAGACGAGUGUGCCUUGGGCUCGGGAGAGGAAGUGUUGUCGAACUAUGGCUUGGAUGUGAACCUUGGAGGUUCCUUCGCAGGAUUAUUUGCCUGCUUGAUUCUCUACAGAGUGGUGGCAGUUCUUAGUGUGUGGGUCAGAGUCUCGAUGGUCGACAAAAUUGCUAGGCUCUUGAAACGUUAG
Messenger RNA from Suhomyces tanzawaensis NRRL Y-17324, 3867 nucleotides. RefSeq names its product Roa1p (gene ROA1). The transcript is spliced from 2 exons. Gene Ontology annotation, cellular component: membrane. Lineage: Eukaryota; Fungi; Ascomycota; Pichiomycetes; Serinales; Debaryomycetaceae. The record is from RefSeq and is a predicted model, not a curated record. Gene Ontology annotation, molecular function: ATP binding; ATP hydrolysis activity; ABC-type transporter activity. Bases 1 to 3867 code for a protein of 1288 amino acids.